AUUUUCCUAAGAUUUAUUUUUCUUCCUUAGUUUUCUGUCUUCCAUUUUCUCAUUGUUUUUCACAUCUUUUUGAACUUUUCUUACAUUUCAUAGCUGAGAAUCCUGCAAUGGCUCUUUUUGGAUAUUUAGCGACCUUUUUCACAUUUGCAGCGCUCGUUUUACAAAUAUUUACGAUGAUCGGUACAACAUACAACCAACCUUUUUUACGAGACCUCUAUUUCGUUAAAGUGAGGAUAAGCAGCGAUUUUGUAAUUGCCGGCUUAUGGAACUACUGUACCGGUAACACAUCAGGUAUACAGUCAUGCUCUAAACCGGUUCCAGCCUUCGAUUGGAGCACUGCCACUGGUGUAGGACGAUAUUUGGAUGGUAUCGGUAGUUUGGACAAAAUUUUCCUUGCAGACUUCAUUCUCUAUUGGAUUGCUUUGGGCUUUACAUUUAUCGCUUUUAUUAUCACUAUCAUGAGCCACUUUAGACGCGGCCCUGAUUUAUUGGCUUCUCUUAUGACUUUUAUUGCAUGCAUUGUUCAGUUGGUUGUAUUUGUGAUCAUUCUGGUUAUUUCAAUUCGUGGUCUCAAUGCUGCAAGAGGUGUAAAUGAUGCUGUUGAUGGUAACUUGGGGCCUUCUAUGUGGAUGACUCUGGGUGCUUUUGUCUCCUUACUUCUUGCUUCCAUUGGAUAUUGCGUUGCUUGCAUCUGUGGCCCUGGUAGGGUACGUGCUUCUGACAAAGCUUAGAAAUUUUCGGAAAAUUUAUCUCUCAAGCAUACAAAAGACAAUCCGUCAAUACCACUAGAAUUUAGCACCUAAACAUUUAAUAAUAUACGCCUAUAUAUUAUCUCCUCUUACUUAUUUAUUUAUUAACAUCUACCUCAGCCUACAAAAAAGAACGCUGAUGAUCAAAGCAGAUGGCACAUGAUAGAAAACUAGCUUAAAAUUACAUCCUGUGACCCAUCAUCUUAGACCAUCUUUUUCUAUACUUCGCAAUAUACAUUUAACUGAAGCUCUAAUCCUUUUUAUAUCUUAUUUGAAUUAAUGACAUA
Messenger RNA from Mycotypha africana, 1036 nucleotides. RefSeq names its product actin cortical patch SUR7/pH-response regulator pali. The transcript has a single exon. Gene Ontology annotation, cellular component: cell cortex of cell tip; plasma membrane. Lineage: Eukaryota; Fungi; Mucoromycota; Mucoromycetes; Mucorales; Mycotyphaceae. Gene Ontology annotation, biological process: fungal-type cell wall organization. The record is from RefSeq and is a predicted model, not a curated record. The coding region runs from base 108 to 731 and encodes 207 amino acids.